AUGGGUGCCAAGAAGAAGCGAAAUAACAAUCGUAAAGGAAAUUUCCAGCUUCGUGAUGAAGAUGAAAAUGAGCCUGAAGCCCCUAUCCCGGUGUCAAGUACUAAGUGGAAAGGAAAAAAUCAGCUUCUUGAUGAAAAAGCAAAUGAUCCUGUUAUCCAAGUGUUCAGAACUAAGCGGAAAGGAAAAAUUCAGCUUUCUGAUGAAAAUGAUUCGGUUAUCUCGUUGUCCAGAACUAAGCAGAAAGGAAAAGAUCAGCUUCGCGAUGAAGAUGAAAUUGAUCCUGUUAUCCCGGUGUCCAGAGAAAAUCUAAAAUCAACUCAUUAG
This is a messenger RNA of Oldenlandia corymbosa var. corymbosa, 324 nucleotides long. Lineage: Eukaryota; Viridiplantae; Streptophyta; Magnoliopsida; Gentianales; Rubiaceae. The record is from the annotation of a GenBank genome assembly.